AUGACUUCAACUGCUAAUGAUCGAGCAACUCAAAUCUUUCAACAUUUAACUAAUGUGACUCCAUCUCUUAAGGAUAAAGUAUGUAUCGUCACAGGUGCUGGCUCACUUUACGGCAUAGGCCGAGCUUCUGCUAUCGAUCUAGCCAAACGAAGUCCCAAAGCUAUCUAUGUGACUGAUCUUACCCUUACCAAUCUUGAUGAUCUUGUUCAACAUAUUAAACAACACUAUAAUGUAGACUGUAUUGCUAGAGCUGUGGAUGCUGCUUCUCCUUCAGCUGUCUCUGGUAUCAUUCAUGAAGCCCUUGAACAAUAUGGUCGUGUUGAUGUCUUUUUUGCUAAUGCUGGGAUUGCUACAGCAGAUAGACUUCAGGAUGAAACAGCUGAAUCAUUCAUGACGAUGAUGAGAGUAAACGCCCUUAGUGCCUUUUUGGCUAUCAAAUAUGCAGGUGAGGCCAUGCUCAAGACAAACAACGAAAAGCAGCAAUCGAGUGGCUCCAUUAUUUGUACAGCAUCCGUUGCAGGUCUUCGAUCUGGCGCUGGAUCACCUGAAUAUUCAGCAUCAAAAGCAGCGGUAAUCAAUUUAUGUCAGACAAGCUCUUUUCAAUAUGCUGGAACAAAUAUUCGAAUUAAUGCAAUUUGCCCAGGCUUGAUUGAAACAGGUAUGACGAAGGCUACUUUUGACUAUGCUCGUCAAAAAGGUUCUGCAAACAAGAUUGGACAGCUUAAUCCAACUCGUAGAUAUGGUAUUUCAUCAGAGGUUGCUCACAUGGUUGCCUUUUUGGCUUCAGAUGAAGCUUCCUAUAUUAAUGGUCAAGCUAUUGCUAUUGAUGGUGGUCUUUCAGCAAGUCAUCCUGUUGUGCUUGGCAAAUUUCAUUAA
This is a messenger RNA of Cokeromyces recurvatus, 876 nucleotides long. RefSeq lists its product as uncharacterized. The record is from RefSeq and is a predicted model, not a curated record. The transcript is spliced from 5 exons. Bases 1 to 876 code for a protein of 291 amino acids. NCBI's taxonomy places the organism in Eukaryota, Fungi, Mucoromycota, Mucoromycetes, Mucorales, Mucoraceae.